CUAAUCAAAACAGUUGAAAACAGUUCAGUUGUUGGCAACAUGGAGCGACCAGGCUCAUCCGCAAUGCAAAUGAUUUAUGCAGAACUGGAUGCAGUUAAAGCACAGAAUACGCGCUUGGAGGAAGAGAACAUUCUGCUGCGCCACAGACUGAACCGCGUCUCCACAGAUCAGCACACGAAUGCCACAGUGAAUGUGGAAGCUAAGAUUAGGGCAUUCCAAUUGGAAGAGGAACGCGAUCGCUUAGUGGAGACUCUGCAGAUGCACAAGAAGAAAUACAAUAAGCUGCAGGAUGCAUACCUGGAGAAGGUGAAACGCUGCAAAGCGCUGGAGGAGAUGUUCAAACGGCAAAAGACACUCACGGGGCUGGUAAUGAAGUCAGCAGUGGCUCAGCGGGAAUCAGAACAACAAAUGAUGCUUGAGAAGCGUAAGUCCCAGCAGAACAAAAACAGCUCAGCGGAAGUAGAGCAGCUGCAAGCGAAGCUAGCAAAGAUGCAAGCGGCGCUAGAUGAGUCCUAUGACAUUAUUGAUGAAAUGGACUUUGAAUUGGAAAGCGUCGAUUUGCUGGAGAUGCAGAAUAAAAGUUUGCGCGAAGAGUUGGCAGCGCUCAAGGCGCAACUGAACGAGCGUGCAGCACAAGCAGCUUCAGCUCCAGCAGACGAUGAUGACCCACCGCCCAAAUACGAGCCCACCGAACAGGCGUGUCGCAAUUAUCGUCAGCAUGUGGCCUCGUCCAUUUGUGACAGCUGUUUGCAGAAUGACGACGCCGAUGCUGAAUCACUGGAACGCGCUGCAAUGACACAAAGCCUCGUCGAGACUGUAGAAGCUGAAAGCAAUUCCCUGCGACGUGAGCUUUUGCGCUCGCGCUUACAGAACAAAAUACGCACCAAAUUGGAAAAAGAGCAAGAGGAGGAAGAUUAGAGUCUGAUUAUCCAAUUGG
Messenger RNA from Drosophila arizonae, 937 nucleotides. RefSeq lists its product as uncharacterized. The record is from RefSeq and is a predicted model, not a curated record. NCBI's taxonomy places the organism in Eukaryota, Metazoa, Arthropoda, Insecta, Diptera, Drosophilidae.